Molecule: messenger RNA, 433 nt
Organism: Labrus mixtus (cuckoo wrasse)
Lineage: Eukaryota; Metazoa; Chordata; Actinopteri; Labriformes; Labridae
Gene: sh3bgrl3
Product: SH3 domain binding glutamate-rich protein like 3
Exons: 3
Coding region: 108-386 (92 amino acids)
Cellular component (GO): cytoplasm
Source: RefSeq, a predicted model, not a curated record
GCGGUCAUGUUUCCUUACCUUUCCUAUCGACUCUGCUGAGCUUGACCAGUCGAGAGAGAGAGCUACUCGAGAGCGGAUAUACAAAGGAAGCAGAGGGACCAGCAGCAAUGGGAAUCAAACUGUACUACACCACCGUUACAGCCUCACGGACGGUGAAGUCUCAACAGGCUGAGGUGAUUCGAAUCCUUGACAGUAAAAGCAUCCAGUACGAGCUAAUCGACAUCUCCGUGGGUGGGGAGCUUCGCGACGAGAUGAGAAACAAAGCAGGAGACCCCUCGGCAGUCCCACCCCAGCUUUUCAAUGAAGACCAGUACUGUGGGAACUACGAAAUGUUGUCCGAGGCGGUGGAGGCGGAUACAGUGGAUCAAUUUCUGAAAAUGGCAUGAGAAGGGCAGAACAUCAUUCUCCAUCUUAACCACAACCCCCCCCCCCC